Molecule: messenger RNA, 3239 nt
Organism: Quercus robur (English oak)
Lineage: Eukaryota; Viridiplantae; Streptophyta; Magnoliopsida; Fagales; Fagaceae
Exons: 8
Coding region: 131-1894 (587 amino acids)
Biological process (GO): regulation of DNA-templated transcription
Molecular function (GO): DNA binding
Source: RefSeq, a predicted model, not a curated record
AUCUUUAAUGUUUGGGAUGGUUAAAAUUUGUUUGCUAGUAUGUGGUUGUUUUUAAGACGCUUCUGUGUGUUUAGACAAGAAGAAUGCAUGAAAACAGAAAUCAAGUUGAGCUAGGAUUGAAGCAUAUACAAUGAAAAAGGCUAAUAUACACAGGAUUGGAAUGAGUGACAAGGUACAGGACCUCCAGAUUGAAGGUGCUAUAAUCAGAUUUAGUCCGACUGACAAGGAGCUCAUCGAACUCUUCCUGAAGCCGAAGAUCACUGGGAAUGAUGAAGAUAUUUACUUUGUUCCUGAAGUUGAGUUUUAUAAACUGGAGCCCUGGGAUUUACAAUAUAAAUCUGGGAUAGAUACAAAGGACCAAGAGUGGUUCUUCUUUGCUGCACAGGGCCGGCAGCAUCAGAAAGGGAAGGGGAGGAAUAGGAAAACCGAGAAAGGGUACUGGAAAGUAACUGGUAAUGAUAGGGAAAUCAAGUCCGAAGGAAAGGUAAUUGGAAUGAAAAAAACUCUGGUCUUCCAUAUAGGUCGUUCUCGUAAAGGGACUAAGUGGGUAAUGCAUGAGUACCGCACAACCCUGAAGGACCUUGAUGGAACACACCCUGGUCAGAAGGCCUUUGUGCUUUGUCGUUUAUUCAAUAAUGAAGAAAAGAGUAACAAAGGUGGACCUGCAAAGUCUAAGCCAGCACUGGCUCCUGUAUCUCCUGCAUUGGAAGUGCAGGCUGAAAAGAGUAAUCAAUCUUGUUAUGCUGAAAUUUCUGAUCAAAUGAUGCCUGAUGCUACAGAACCUGUUCAGUGUAGCAAUCACAAAGACUAUCAUAAUGAAGAUGUUGCAGAAAAUCAAGUGGCAGAAGUGACAUCUUCGGAGGUUGAUUUUAAUAAGGAUAUGGAGCAUCUCUUGCAUAUGUUCUAUGUCCCGUCUGCAGAGGACUCCCCAUCAAGCUUAUGUCCCAACACUUCAGGUGUUUCAACUCCUAUCACUGUCAUAUCUUCUUGUGAAGCAAUGCAAUCUGAACCAACAUUGGCUCCAGCGCCACAAGCAUUUCCGGAGCAAGUUGAAAAGCAUCAGGUGGCAGAAGUCAAAGCUACAGAAUUCGAGCUGGAAAUGGAGGAAGCACACAAAAUGUUCUAUUCCCAUCCACCAGAGCCAUUAGAUUGCAACUUUUUCUCCCCAUCAACUUUAACCCCCGUUGCACCUGCUGUUUCAUUUCCUGCCGCAGAUAAAGCUUCUCUUGAAGAAGCACGGUCUAUGCCAGCACUAGCUUCAGUGUCUACAGAAUUAGGCAGUGAAGCUGACAAUUAUCCCACGAGUUUUCGACGUUUUCCUGCAGAAAAGUCUGGUGGAAUUAUAUCGAACACUAUAGCACCCAUUGAGUACAAUGGUUAUAACACUUAUGUUGGAAAGGAUAAAGUGGCAGAAGUAGCAUCUGAUGAGGUUGAUUUGCAGUUGGGUGUCUCAUCAGAGCCACUAGGUUGCAACAUGUUAUACCCAUUACACUCGCAGAUGCAAGAAGAGUUAGGUUCUUCUUGCAGCUCUUACCCUUUUCCCAAUUACUUAUACAGUGGUCAUUGGGGGGUACAUCACCAAUACGGCACGAAUGAGCCAGCUCCCAAUAUCUCCGAGUCCUGGGGUCUGACUCUUGGUAACUGUGGUGACUGCUUGCAUUACACGUCGUUUAGCAGUCAAAAUAAUCUUGCGUUUGAUAAUGAAACCCAGAUAAACAUGGUCUCCGCUAAGGACAAUCUUGCAGAUGCCAAUGCAAGGAUUGAGCUAGAGCAUCAAGAUUUGGUGUGGCUUGACGAGAUCAUCAAUCCAGAGGUUUCUUUGGGGUUGUUAAAAUCAGCAUCAUAUAUUGAAUCUGUUGGAAGGUCUUCGGAUCAGAUCAUAGGUUCAGAUUGAAGAUCAUAAAAUUUUACAAUUGAAAAGUGUCAAUGAUUUAGGUACAGAAAAUAUUAUUAGUAUUACUUCUAAACAGAGCUAAAAAUCAGAAGAACUAUUUAUCUUUCUGAGAAAGAACUUAUCAAAAGAAUAAGUCUUUUUCAGAAAGAGUAAAAAAAAAAUCAAUACUCUUUGAAGACAAAACUGUAAUUCAAAAGAAAGUUGGUCUUUCUUAGGGUAAGGUUUGGGCAGAGUGCGUCCUGUGCACUGGAUCCAAAACGGUGUGGGCACGUUACUGCAUCGAAUUGGGUGACCCAAGCCACUUAAAAUUUGCAAACAUUCUUCAAACUGUACUCAAAACAAUUCAAUAUUUUUCAACUCAAACAGACCUAAAGUCUUUUUCAAGUCAAACAAACUUAUGGUCUCUUACAAACCACAAACCCAUGAUCUUUUACAUUCAAAAGCCUAAGCCUCCUUUUACAACUCAAACAGACCUAGAAUCAUUGCUACUUGGGUUGUUGCUAUCUCACGGAUUUAGAUCCGUAGCUGUUGUACCAUGCAAUUACCAUUUGCUGUGACAUGCAAAAGUUAAGAUGGUAAAAGUUUCAAAAAUUGAAAUGAUAAAAGGUUAUUUUCUUUACCAUCUUAUUUUUUACAUCUCACAACCAAGUGGUAAUUGCAUGGUGAUCCAAAUCCCUCCCUUGCCUUGCCUCUAAAAAAAGUCCUUAUUUCAGCUCCAUGUUGAAUUUGAUGGUUCUUUAAAAGUACCCAAUCUAGGUUGGAACUUUAAUAAAUCCUGUGCUCCAAUUAGAAAAACUUCUAAUUGAGAUUUAAAUCAUUGAUGUUUUAUAUUUGUAGAAUUGUGAGAUUUAAGAUCCUGGUCGAGAUUUUUACAACCCCUGAACUCUGUUAUAGAGUGAAACAAGUACAAUUGAUUACUGUACUGUCAGUUCUGUGUAUAACGCAAUUUCUAUUUUAUAUUAGUGGGAUGUACGAAUAUAAAAUAGUGGUUCGAUUCACUCCCAUGUGAGAGUGGUGUGAUAUAUCUUGGUGAUAAAAAAUACCUUCUUCUGUAUAAUGUUGAGGAGCACUGGACAACUUUGGUGUUCUUACGGAGAGAACCUUACAAGUGCAAUACAAGUGCAUUACGUCCUCAACUGCUGGUGUUUUGAACCAAUUCUAUGUAUAUAUACUGAACUGAGCCAUUGUUUGGAAUUAGCAUAAGGAUUUGGAAACUUCAAAAUUGGACUAAGACUCUGUUAUCGAAAAAUUUGUGUACAGUGUGAUUUAUGUCCAACUGUACUGAUAAUUGUUUACUUUCUGCAGACAUGUCAUGAAAUGUACUCAUUAAUGCUUGGGAUGGUUA